This is a messenger RNA of Fusarium keratoplasticum, 465 nucleotides long. RefSeq lists its product as uncharacterized. Lineage: Eukaryota; Fungi; Ascomycota; Sordariomycetes; Hypocreales; Nectriaceae. The transcript has 3 exons. Gene Ontology annotation, cellular component: mitochondrial inner membrane. The record is from RefSeq and is a predicted model, not a curated record. The coding region runs from base 286 to 465 and encodes 59 amino acids.
UGCAUAUCAGCCUCGCAGCCAAUCAGAGGUCAUCCUUACCUAAUCAGAGCCUCUGCCGAAUUGGCUCGGCUCACGACUCCAUCCACGACCAUUGCCGUACCAUCACGACCUCGAUCGCCUUGUCCACGUCCCUCAAUUCGGUCUGUCCGUACGUCAGCGACAUUCUCCUUCUCCCGAACAACUCUUGUCGCCUCUCAGCAACCGCUAACCCGCCUAAUUCCUCCAGGCCGAACCCCCGAAUCGAGCGAUCUCUCCCCCGGCCGACACAUCAACCGACGCUUCAUCAUGGCUGGCCACGGUCACCACAGCUUCAAUGGGCCCCCCAAGCCCCCGGUGGCUCACGUGCCCCGGAUCUAUCGAUUCACUGCCACUGCUCUGGGUGCUGGCAUGUGGUUCUUCCUGAUGUACCGGGCUAAGAAGGAUGGUGCCGUGCUCCUCGGUCUCAAGCACCCUUGGGACCACUAA